Mobula hypostoma (lesser devil ray) is the source of this 9740-nucleotide messenger RNA. RefSeq names its product nuclear receptor subfamily 6 group A member 1. The coding region runs from base 483 to 1790 and encodes 435 amino acids. Gene Ontology annotation, molecular function: zinc ion binding; nuclear receptor activity; sequence-specific DNA binding. The record is from RefSeq and is a predicted model, not a curated record. The transcript is spliced from 9 exons. Lineage: Eukaryota; Metazoa; Chordata; Chondrichthyes; Myliobatiformes; Myliobatidae. Gene Ontology annotation, cellular component: chromatin. Gene Ontology annotation, biological process: regulation of DNA-templated transcription.
CUUACAUCUGUGUGUGAAUUAAUUAAUGUAUUUUAUAAUUGUAGUAGUGUUGCCUAGCUACAGUGUGAAUGACAGAGAUUGAAAUUAAAGCAAUUUUGUCCUAAAUUUGUGAUUAACAAUUCACUAUUUGUUAUUGCCGAUGGUUGUCACUUAACAUCCUUAUUUUAAAUUAAAUGCUACUGUUCUGUGUUUAAGGGUUAAUCUUUGAGGUUACAACGUUAACAGAAAAAUAGGGCUAUCAGUUCCAUUCAGAUAACCUUUGGUCAUCAGAGGACUCGAAGCAAAGUUGUGACCUUAGGGCUUGAACUUUACUGUCACAUGACCAGCUUGUAAACUGACCUGUGGGGUUGACUGUUGCAUCUAAGCUUCACAGAAACUGGCAGGGGGAAACAUGAGGUGCUUUCUAACUGCUGGAGAUUUGUAGCAAAUUUUUGCAUGGAUGGCUGCUAUGCAAGUUACUGGCAAACUGGGAGAAGAAUGAAAUGGAUACAUGGGAAGAUGAUCGCACUGAUCUGCGAACCUGCCUUAUUUGUGGAGACAGAGCUACGGGCCUGCACUAUGGUAUCAUUUCAUGUGAGGGAUGCAAAGGCUUUUUCAAGCGUAGUAUUUGCAACAAGCGGGUUUACAGAUGCAGCCGAGACAAGAAUUGUGUCAUGUCACGUAAACAACGAAACAGAUGUCAGUACUGUCGGCUGCUUAAAUGUCUGCAAAUGGGCAUGAACCGAAAAGCAAUCAGGGAGGAUGGAAUGCCAGGAGGUAGAAACAAAAGUAUCGGUCCUAUUCAGAUAUCUGAAGAAGAGAUUGAAAGAAUUAUGUCUGGGCAAGAAUUUCAGGAGGAGGCCAACAUUUCAUGGAGCAACAAUGGAGACAGUGAUCAUAGCUCUCCUGGUAUACAUGGUAUCUCCGAAGGGAACCAACCAUCACCUGUUUCUAAUCCUUCCUCAAGAUCACUGGAACUGAAUGGGUACACUGCACUCAGGGAUCAAUUCAUAGGGACACCGGUCUCCACGCACUAUCAGUACCUGCCGCACCUUUUUAGCUAUGCUGCUCAUUCAGGUCUGUUGCCAGCUCAACCCCGCAGCUUAGAUCCCCAGUCACAUACUUUGGUUAGCCAGUUGGUUGGAGCAGAAGAUCUCGAACCUCUUGGAACACCAAUGCUGAUUGAAGAUGGGUAUAAGGUAACUCAGGCAGAGCUGUUUGCUCUACUUUGCCGCUUAGCAGACGAGUUGCUUUUCAGGCAAAUUGGCUGGAUCAAGAAAUUGCCAUUUUUCUGUGAAUUAUCAAUCAAAGAUUACACCUGCCUGCUAAGUUCCACCUGGCAGGAGCUCAUCCUCCUCUCUUCCCUUACUGUCUAUGACCGACAAAUUUUUGGAGAUCUUGCUGAUGUCACUUCAAAGUAUGCGCCAUCUGAUGAUGAACUUCAAAGAUUCAGUGAAGAGGGAAUGGAAGUUAUGGAACGACUAAUCUACCUCUUUAGAAAAUUUCAACAGCUGAAGGUUAGCAAUGAGGAGUAUGUGUGCAUGAAAGCCAUCAACUUUCUUAAUCAAGAUAUUGGGGGACUGACCAAUGUAUCUCAGUUGGAGCAGUUGAACAAGCGUUACUGGUAUGUGUGCCAGGAUUACACUGAGUUUAAGUACCCACACCAGACCAAUCGCUUUCCUGAACUCAUGAUGUGCCUGCCAGAAAUACGCUACAUUGCAGGUAAACUAGUCAAUAUUCCUUUGGAACAGCUGCCUCUGCUUUUCAAAGCAGUCCUGCACUCAUGUAAAACCAACACAAAUAAAGAAUGAGCCGUCAGCCUGUGGCCCUCGAAUUUUCCAUGCCUUACUGCCUCAGGUGAAGAAGGAAUACAGACGGGGAAUAAAGUUGACCAAGGUUCGGAGAACAGGGAAAAUCCUCAGAUUGAGAGUGAAGCCUUGUGACUCUGAAAACAGCUAAAUUUUACUUUAUCUAUUUAUUUCACGACAGAGUUGAAUGUAUGAUCUUCAACACAGUGCACAUGCUUCUGUACAAUGCAGUUAAUGCAUUUCCUUGCAGUUUACGGUAUGUAGGGUCUUAUUGUUACAGUAUUACCAUUUUAGGUCUAGUUGAAUUUUUUUAUAUUUUUGGGGGAGGGGGCUGAGCAAAGUUUUGUUUUAUUAAGACUACCUCAAUAAUGAGAUGACCAUUUGUGUCUCUCUCCAUUUCAUAUGCCUUAAGGCUGUCACUAAAGUGGUCCAUUCUGGCAAGCUGCUGCCUUGUUACAACAAAUCGGUACUAACUGCAAUCAGAUCGAUUGCAAACUCUUUAUUUCCAGACUUUGCAAGAGGUUUUAUUUAAAAUGUUUAUAUUUGUUGUGUAGACAUCAUUUUUGUACACAAAUUCAGUGGGGAUCCUACAGAAGGAUGGUGCAAUAAAGUGCAUCCAGGUGCUGUAACCAGGCUAUUUACAGUGGUUUUUUACUGAUGAGUGAGGCAGUUACAAUUGGCAUCUAAUGGGAAAAUGCAAUUAUUUUUCUCUCAUGAAGCUAAUACUUUAUCAAUAUUACAUUUGGUACUGAUGCAGAUGCGUAAGAAACUGUGCCAUCUUGAAAUAUUUACUGUCAACCAAAAAGCCCUGCUAAGCUAUACCGGAAUACUGAUAAUAUGUUAUUAACAUGGUUUCUCAGAACAGACAGGUUGCCAUGGUCAAGGAUCAAUAGUCAGUAUGUGUAAAAACCAAAGAUUUCAUGAACAGGAAAUGGUAAAUACGUUUCAAAAUUAUUAUGCAUUGUAUGUCUAAAAUGUCAAGCAGUUCUAAAUUAUUUUAAAUCCUUGCCUAGGGAUAACAUUAGAAGGAGCUAAAAUCUGAGUUUUAAAGUUAUAUUCUUAAUUGGACUUUUGUAAACUUGAAGUACAAGGCAGCAUUGCUUCCCAAGGCACAUGUACCUAUAUAUCUUCCCUGUCAACACCAUUUGGAGUUGUCAUUGGGGAAAAGCUGUUUGGCAAGUCAUAUUAUCACUUACAAAACAUUAUUGUGAUCCUGUUAUCUAUUUUUAGACUUGUGGGUGAGGGAAUAGAGUUGUCCUAGAAUUCUUGCACAAUUAUGAAAUUCAGAACUAUACAGAUCUUCUUUCAGAUAAUCAAAAUCUGCAGUACUUUAUACACCACUAUUUGUACAUGUUGAAGAUUCAAUAUAAGUCACUGACAUUUAGUAACAUGGCUCCAUCGUCUCCCUGUAUCCAAAUCCAUUCAUUUACCCUUUAAAUAAAAUACCCUGUUGACAUAUUUGUAGAGCCCAAAUAUUAGUCAAAUCAACGGCAAUGCCCUGUAAAGAACCUCUUUUUGCAAUUUCACCUUCUAAGUGUACUCAUGGUUUGAUGAAGAAUUCUCUCAAUUUAUAUAAUUAUUUCCUUUGAUCUCAAAGUUGCCAAGAACAUCAGAAACUUUUUAAAAACAAAAAAAAAUCUUAGUGUUUUUGAGAUGCAUUUACUUGCAGUAAGUAGGGAUUUUAGCAGUUAUUCGUGAAUGCAGUUAAUUUUUUAAAGUAAUCAAUUUCCCUUCAAGAUUCUGCUGGUUUUAUUCCAACUGUACAAGCAUACACUAUUACACACUCCUAAUGUGAAAUAGAUUUACAUGGCAUGUUUUACCUCAGAUGUUCACAGGGAAGAUUUGUAGGUGCCUGUUUUACCUCAAUAUUUUUUGCAUUUUUUUUCUCCACUAGUUAACCAAGAAGACCUUUUUAUGCAAGGUAUUCUUUCAGCUCCCUGUCCUAAUUUGUGAUCACAUUAAAUUCAAUCAUUCCUGCAGCCAGACUCCAGAUAUGCUCAGUUUAAGGCAAGAGAUUCAUGCCAUUUUUCAAAAUAAUGGACUCAUUUCUGAUGAAAAAUAUUUAAAAUUGCAUAAGCUAUUGAUUUUUUUGCAAAAUGCUUCUCACCUGUGUAAUCACUCUGUUUAAAAAAAAAAUGGUCAAAGCCAUUUGGAAUUGGCAUGGAAAUGACUAUCAAAAUGCUCCAGGAAUAGCUAUAAUAUUUGUAGCUUAUUAUGCUUGAAAAUUGACAUACCUGAACUCUCCAAUGCAGGCGUCUUCAUCAUAUUCGUCCACAAGUCUUGAAUGGCUUGUUUUAAAACAGGGUAAAGUGAAUGUGUUGUGUUGCAUACAAAAAUUACUCAGGUAUUAUGAUGAAAGUAGAUGAACUAGUUUUAGAAGUAGAAAUUUUGAACCCCAAGUAUCUUUCCCUUUAAAUUGCAAUUGAGGGCAAUGGUUGAAAGGCUGGAUACUUUACAGGGAAUUGAGAAUUUAAAUCUUGCUUUAAUACAUGGGUGAGCAUGGAUGACAUGAGACCUGUUUGCAAAAACAAAUGCAGCUGAAUCUUGAUGCAGUUCCCCAACAAUGUGUGCAACAUUUGCCAAGUAAAGACUCAGAAUUGUUUAUUGCGUUGCAAUUCCCACCAAAAAAUACAGUACUUGAAUGAUAAUUAGUAAAAUACUGAUAUGGUUUGAAGUUACACAUCUUCCAUAAUUGGAGAUGGGGAUAAUAAAUGGAGACCUUAAUUGAGAUAAUUAAUUGGUUACAAUUCUGAAUCAUGUAAUUUGUAAUGGUACUGUAACUGUUUCUUGUUGGUGUGUUAUACUUUCCCAAAUACAAAAAAUUUGACAGAAGCAAAAAUUUAAUUUAUUUACCUGAUCUCAUAGCCAUUUCUGGUUAAUAUCAAAUAACUUUAUCAUUGUUUGCCACUUUAUCAUUAUUGGAAUUACUUGGUAAAUGUGUAAUACAUACAUUUGAAAGCAGCCAGUAAAUGUGAAAUAACUGAAAUGAAACCAAAGUCCAGUAUGUGAAACUAAAAGCAUUUUGUAUCACUGUGAAAAUGCUUCAGAAUGUAAACAUAGAGGCAGCACAGUUAGUUUCAUCAAUUCCUUCAAACAUGAUUUUCCAGACCUUCAAAGCAAAAUCCCUCUUUAAACUUGAAAUUUAUUUCUACCUUUUGUUUUAAUUACCUUUUACAAGUUUUUUUUGUGAAUGUGGCUGAAAGUAAACCACAAAUAUUAAUUAUUUACUUUUUUAAUUGAGUUAAAUUUUCAAGUUAGAUGUUUGUGAAAAUGUAUCUCUUUCUCAGGAUGAUAAGCGGCAAUCAGUCCUGCUGUGUAGCCAAAAGCAGGAGCGGGGAGGUUGGGGGGGUGGGAGGGUAAGUUGGUGUAUAGUGAAACUAUAGAAACAAGUAGUGUUUAUAGAAGAUGUUUAAUCCUAAGUGACAAAUAAUUAAUACAGUAGCAUAAUCCUGGCUUUUCCAAGGGUCAUCACUGCCUUGCACGCAUUGCAGUUUGUAGCUCAGGGAUCUAUAUUUAAAUAAAUGACCACUGGAAAAAACAACUUUAUGCUGAAAGCUACUUUCAUGGACAAAUUUAGGGGUACCAAGUCGUAUACAAGUGCUUAAAAAAUAGUUUGACUCAAAGUUAGUUACUGUGAGUAAAUUGAAUAUUACUACUCCUUCGUUCUCAUGUUCCUGUAUAAAUAGCCAACCCUGGCUGCUAAUAGUGGAUGCAUAUGAUUCUUCUGGAUCAUGCAUCUAUUUCGUCCUUCCAUAAAAAAAUACUUUGCAUUAUUGUCAUCAUUAUUCAUUACAAAUUGAUAUUGCCCUCAAGGUAGUAUAAAGUGACUAAUAAAUACUUCGAUAAUAGAUUUACUUUGAACCCCAUUUUCAUUGCUUUUAAAGUCCUUUGUUCAAAAUAUGAAUCUACAUUGGCAAGACUUUAAAAUUCUGUUUGCUUUCAAACCUGUAUUUCAAAUAUAUAAUUACUACAUAUUUGGGUAUAUUUAGUUAAUGGCAUCACUCGUGAAAAAAAUACUGUUGUAUUUGACGCAGUUAUCAAAAAUUAAGUGGAUUCCUUUAGGAGUUAUUGUUAUAGAACCAUAAAUAGACCUUUUGUUUACCUGCCUAUUCCCAGAUGCCCAUGAAAAGGUGGUGGUGAGAUACCACUUUGAUCUGCUGCAAUCCUUUUUUUUUGCUACAUUAUAACAGUGUAGCACAGGUCAUGAUGACAAACUAAUUAAUCUCAUCUACCUGUUCAUGUGUCUGUCUAAAUGUCUGUUAGAUAUUGCUUUAUCUGCUUCUUCCAUCUUUUCCAGGCAGCAAACACAUUUGGUUAGUUCAAGUUUAUUGUCAUCUGACAGUACAUGUAUACAGCCAAAUGAUACAAUGUUCCUCCGGACCACAGUGCACCCACAAACAUAUAUCGCACACAGCACAAACCAAAAUAUUAUACUAUUAAUAAAAUAUAAUUCAAAAAGCAUGUGGUAAAGUGUUAUGGUAUUCUGCAACAUGGUAACAACUAGGUUGUGUUAAUCUCAUUUAGUUCAUGAGGAACCUACAAUAUUCUAGUACGUUACUCAAGAGUGGGAGCUCUGUCCCUGUCCUUGUGCACAUUGUCCACUGCUGAUCCAUAUAUCGUGUGUACCAACAAUGUUUAUUUUCAAAGCAUUUAAAAAUGAAGGGUUGUUUAUUAUUAUAGUUCAAACAAUUCUUUGACACGUUCAAAUUUCUUAAAUGCUAAAAGAUUGAUCUGCCCACAUUGUAUUUAGGCUUUUUUUCAAAAUUGUUUAUCAUAUUAGCCAACUGAUAAAUAACGAACACAAUAAGUAUUAUAAAAUAAUUUAGCAUGAAAAGAAUUAUAAAUAAUUACACUAUUUAGCAAAACAUUUUUUGUACUUAAAGCAAGUCACAACAUAUAGCAACAAAUUGAAGGAAAAAAAUGAUCGAAUGCUACAGAACUGUUUUAGUGUUUAUAAAUAAUGUUAACACUAUCAUAGGAGAAUGUCUUGAUAUCCCAAAUAUGUCCAUGAGAAAAGUGCAGUAUCUCUAGAAAGCGCCAGUCAGUGGCAGAAGGAACCAGAUUAUCUAAUUAUCAGUUUCAUAUUGCCUUUUGUGAGUUGUGUUUUCUUGAAUUGUGGAAUGUGUCUUGUAAUAGUUGAUGCAUAAUUUACACAAAUGACAGUGUGGAAAAACUACCUCAUGUGACAUCCUGUUGUUUUAUGUCAUAAAGGGAUAAUGUGAAAUGUUAAAUUUUUUUGCUGUUUACAUAACUAUGAAGGUGUAAAUUUUAACACUCUAGUGCUUGAAUGCAUCACCAUUUUCUUUACAGCCAUUAAGCUACAUUUUAACCUGCAGAAUCACAGUGAAACCCAAGUCAGAUUGUUUGUGCUCUGGCUAAAGUAGAUUUGGUUAAUGAACUCUGCAAGUGUAGACUGUAAUUGGUGAAAGUAUACUGAAUGUAUCUUCACUCACUGCUGUAUACCUGAUGGUCUCAGCCUGUAAUAAAACUCCACCUUACAGCACAGAAUGAGAAGUUGAAAUGAUUUACAUUGCAAGUUACAGACAUAAUUGCUAAGCAGUAGCUCUCAAUUCAUUUUUAAUUAAAUUAUAUAAUCUUUAAUUUGGUUGAUCAUAAUUUGUAAUUCUGAGAAACAAAGCAAAAAUGUAAUGGUAGUAGCCACUAAUCAUUCUGUAACCCUUUCUACGCACAAAUCAGGAAAGUCAAGUCUUUGUCAGACAAUCCUCUGCCAAGUGUUCAGAUCUGUUGAGAAAAUGCUACUUGUUAAGGUACUGCUCCCCAAACCAAUGCAUGGGUAUCUUUUCUGCACUUGUUGCAAUGAAAUGUAGUUUGCCAUCUGUUUUAAUGACAGAUUAAUUAGUACAUGAGAUUUUAGUUCAUCUAAAUUGAACCAGUUUGUGUAGUCUUUUGUUUGGAGAUGCAUUCGGAAAUAAUUAUUUACCAAAUGAUUUUUUGGACUAAAUGAGUGAAACCCAUUGGAUUAUGUGACCUUGUUAAAACUGGAUUUAUAGACAUUAUUGAACAGUUGAUAAUUCCCUUGGAAAUUGCAUAAAUUUGUGAACAACAAGGGAAUAGUUCCAGAAUUUUGUCUGUAAAUCUGCCACACUUCAGUUGAGGAAAGGCCCAACAUCAACUGCCACACUUCUGCUCUGAGAUGACUCAUCUCCCACAACCACACACCACAGAUAUCUGCUUACCACCCACUGCUCGAUAACUUACCCUGCCAUCCCCUCCAUGUAUAAUCGAAGCAGAAGAAUACCUGCAGAUGCUGGGAAUCUGAAACAAAAACAAAAUGCUUGAAACACAGAACAGCCAGCAUCUGUGGGGUGAAACAAUCAAAGUCAAUGACCUGGCAGUUCAGAAUGCUUCAUUUAUGUUUCUCUUCCAUUGUGUUGUUAUCAGCCUCAGGGAGUGGCACAGUGGUGACCAACUAUUCCUGGAGUAAAAUUGCUAAUUGUGCAUUAGCUUGUUUAUAAUUGACAUACUUCCACUACUAAACACAAUUACUGUAAAUCAUAAAAUAUUUGGACAGUGUCUUAUGUUCUGCAGCAUCUUCUAAGUUCACAUUUUUCCAACAAUGUGAAUAAAGCAACUUCCUCAUUGUAAUAAAAUUAUCACAUUAUACAGCCAAGGCUACAGUGCAAGAGCAGGAUAAUAGCUCAUUUUACAUCUUCCAUAGUGUGCAUUUAAAGAUAGGGUCUAGAAGGGCAUGUCAGAAAAAUAUUCAUAGAAUCUUCCAGUAGGGAAGGGGGACAUUUAGUUCAUCACUACUUCCUUGCCUUGCUACAUAGUUUCACCCACAGCUAUUUCUUUGAAAAUUACUGUUGACCUUCCACCAAGUAAAACUGAGUACAUUAUUGAUCUUCCAUUUAAAAAAAAAACGAGCCUUAUCAUUACAAGAUGAUAAUUAUCAGAUAUCAAAUCAAGUUUAAUUAUCAUUCAAAGCAUAUAUAGAUAACCGAGACAGUGUUCCUCUGGAGCCAAGGUCUUCGCUCCUUUUUAAAUUCCUAGUAAUAAAGUAAUAAUACAUCUUUAUAUUUAAACAUCUGUCACAGUUAUCAGUCUUAAAUUUAGAUAAUACAUGUGCAUUUCAUAAGCAUAAUGAAAAUAUGGUUUCAAAUGAUACCCAUCAAACCACAGAAUUUACAGUAGAAACUUGCAUCUGGUGUGAUUUGGUUUCCAUGUAAUAUCUUUGAGAGUGAUUAUUGUAGACCAGUGUUUCUGGUUCAUUGUACCAGUUAAUGUAGCCCUGUUAGUGAAUAUGCAGUAGAAAUGCCAGCAGGUUUACCAAUGUAAUGCAUUGUUGCUGGCCGGAUCAAAAAAUUAAGCACAAGGCAGGUAAAAUAAAAUAACUUUGCAUAUUGGAAGAAAUGUUAUUAUUUCAAAGUUCACUGGGCAGAGGAUUCUGUUUUCAAAUUACUUGCUUUAACAAAAUUAUGUUCAGAUUAUCAUUUUGAGACAGUUCACUUCAAGGAGUGCUGCUACUUUACACUUGCAACAGUACAGCCAAUGAGCCUUCAUUUCUUUGUCAGAUAUAGUUACGGGUAAACUGAAGCUGAUUGGCCCUUCAAAAAACAUCUGUUGAAAUAAUUGCAACAUUGAUUGCAAGUUCAAAAAAAUUUUAGCUUUUCCCAAAAUCCCUUGAAUAAAUCAGGGAAGCAUGAUGUCACUUCAGCUUAACAUUUGAUAAUUAAUAUUUACGUCUCUUUCAACUGUGGAAAGAUGUCUGAUUAUUUACAUCAUAGCAUAGGGCGAUGGGAUCAAAAUUCAGAGCCAUAUAUUGUUAAAAAUGAAGUGUGCAUCAUAAUGUUUUUUUUCAUGUAUUAGAAAUGUAAAAUGUAAUAAAGGUUUCUUUCUGGAUUUCUGUUUGCUCCACUCUGUAACUUAACUACCUUCUGAGAAUUAUGUGACCAAUAAGUGUUAAAAAGCAUGUUUAGUAUGUUAGAAAUUUGA